AUGAUAUUUGGCCUUAAAUUUAUCAUUAAAUUGAUAAAGUUACUUUAUCGGUAUGCUACCUCUCAAGCAACAAGCAGCAGAAACUCUGUUCUGACAGAUGUAAUUGCUGCUUAUAAAAGAUUCUGUUCUCGACCUCCCAAAGGAUUUGAAAAAUACUUUCCUAAUGGGAAAAAUGGAAAAACUGCAACAGAACCCAAAGAAACUGCGGGAGACAAAAAAGAGACAAAGCCAGCUGCUACCCCACGCUCUUCUGGAGGGGCAGGAGGUGGUGGAGGAAAACGCCGAGGCAAGAAAGAUGAUUCUCACUGGUGGUCCAGGUUCCAGAAGGGUGACUUCCCAUGGGAUGACAAGGAUUUCAGGUUGUAUUUUCUCUGGACUGCUCUGUUUUGGGGUGGAGUCAUGCUCUACAUCAUGUUCAAGAACUCUGGAAGAGAAAUCACUUGGAAGGAUUUUGUCAAUAACUAUCUUUCUAAAGGAGUAGUGGACAGACUGGAAGUUGUCAAUAAACGUUUUGUUCGAGUGACUUUUACACCAGGGAAAUCUCCAGUUGAUGGGCAAUACGUCUGGUUUAACAUUGGCAGUGUAGACACCUUUGAGCGGAAUUUGGAAACUCUGCAGCAAGAACUGGGCAUAGAAGGGGAAAAUCGAGUUCCUGUUAUUUACAUUGCUGAAAGUGAUGGAUCCUUCCUCCUGAGCAUGCUCCCGACGGUGCUCAUCAUCGCUUUCCUACUCUACACCUUAAGAAGAGGACCUGCCGGCAUUGGUCGAACUGGCCGAGGGAUGGGUGGACUCUUCAGUGUUGGGGAAACUACAGCCAAGGUCUUAAAAGAUGAGGUAGAUGUGAAGUUCAAAGAUGUGGCAGGCUGUGAGGAGGCCAAGCUAGAAAUCAUGGAAUUUGUGAAUUUCUUGAAAAACCCCAAGCAGUAUCAAGACCUUGGAGCAAAAAUCCCAAAGGGUGCCAUUCUUACUGGUCCUCCAGGCACUGGGAAGACACUGCUAGCUAAGGCCACAGCUGGAGAAGCCAAUGUCCCCUUCAUCACUGUUAGUGGAUCUGAGUUUUUGGAGAUGUUUGUUGGUGUGGGUCCAGCUAGAGUCCGAGACUUAUUUGCCCUUGCUCGGAAAAAUGCCCCUUGCAUUCUCUUCAUUGAUGAGAUUGAUGCUGUGGGAAGGAAGAGAGGACGAGGCAACUUCGGAGGGCAGAGCGAGCAGGAGAACACACUCAAUCAGCUACUUGUGGAGAUGGAUGGUUUUAAUACUACAACAAAUGUGGUCAUUUUGGCUGGUACCAAUCGGCCUGACAUCCUGGAUCCAGCACUGAUGAGGCCAGGCCGCUUUGACAGGCAGAUCUUUAUUGGACCACCAGAUAUAAAAGGAAGAGCCUCUAUUUUCAAAGUUCACCUUCGGCCACUGAAACUGGACAAUACCCUGGAAAAGGAGAAACUGGCCCGAAAGCUGGCAUCCUUAACCCCAGGGUUUUCAGGAGCUGAUGUUGCCAAUGUCUGCAAUGAAGCUGCUUUGAUUGCUGCAAGACACCUCUCAGAUUCUAUAAAUGAAAAGCACUUUGAGCAAGCAAUUGAACGAGUGAUCGGUGGCUUGGAGAAGAAAACCCAAGUUCUGCAGCCUGAGGAGAAAAAGACAGUGGCAUACCAUGAAGCAGGUCAUGCAGUUGCCGGCUGGUACCUGGAACAUGCAGACCCCCUCUUAAAGGUAUCCAUCAUCCCACGAGGCAAAGGAUUGGGUUAUGCUCAGUAUUUGCCAAAGGAGCAGUACUUAUAUACUAAGGAGCAGCUCCUGGACAGGAUGUGCAUGACUCUGGGUGGCCGGGUCUCUGAGGAGAUCUUCUUUGGAAGAAUAACAACUGGCGCUCAAGACGACUUGAGGAAGGUCACACAGAGUGCAUAUGCCCAGAUUGUGCAGUUUGGCAUGAAUGAAAAGGUUGGACAGAUCUCCUUUGAUCUGCCACGUCAGGGGGACAUGGUAUUAGAGAAGCCUUACAGCGAAGCUACCGCCAGACUCAUAGAUGAUGAAGUACGCAUACUCAUUAGUGAAGCUUAUAAAAGAACAGUGGCACUCCUCACAGAAAAGAAAGCUGAUGUGGAGAAGGUUGCUCUUCUAUUGUUAGAAAAAGAAGUAUUAGAUAAGAAUGAUAUGGUAGAACUCCUGGGCCCUAGACCAUUUGCAGAGAAAUCUACCUAUGAAGAAUUUGUGGAAGGCACUGGCAGCCUUGAUGAGGACACUUCUCUACCAGAGGGCCUGAAGGACUGGAACAAAGAACGUGAGAAGGAGAAAGAGGAGCCCCCCAGUGAGGAGAAAGUCGGGGAGAAAGUCCCCAUCCAGAUCCAAGGAUGGAGGCCUUUUUAGUCUGGUCUCCUGUGGUUUUGAUUUGCUCAUUGUUUCAGCUCUGGCUUUCAAAAGAAUGGCAGCCCUGCCAGCCACUGACCCAGGGUACUGGGAAUGGAGGCCUCCACCUCAGAUGUCAGCAGGGGUGGUGGGUAGCUUCCAGAGCCUCAGGGAGACUCCCCCAUCCCUGGCCUGUCUGGCCAGUCACCUGGCAAUGCCCACCUAGGCCAGUCUGUGGUGCCAUCUGUGAGCUUGAGUAGAUGGACAGACACACAGUGGGGAUGGUUCCUCUGAAGUCUUGAUGAUGGGGAAGAAGGGUGUUUUCUCUUCUCACCCCUCUCCAUUCCUGUUUCUCUCAUUUCUCCCUGCAAAUGUGCUGUGAAAUUAAAUUGAAAUACUUACAAGAAUAUUUUGAUUUGACCUAAUAUUUUAAAGAUUGAACCCAGAUCACUUGUUGCUGUUUUAAUGGGAUUGUUUUCUAUAGAGAACUGUAACAUAUUUAAAAAAUAUGAAUGUAUUCUGUAAAUAUGGCUCUUUACAACAGAAAUAAAGGUAAACCCUGUACUUUUUCCUGAAUA
Molecule: messenger RNA, 2918 nt
Organism: Dipodomys ordii (Ord's kangaroo rat)
Lineage: Eukaryota; Metazoa; Chordata; Mammalia; Rodentia; Heteromyidae
Gene: Afg3l2
Product: AFG3-like AAA ATPase 2
Exons: 17
Coding region: 1-2361 (786 amino acids)
Biological process (GO): protein-containing complex assembly; mitochondrial protein processing
Cellular component (GO): m-AAA complex; membrane
Molecular function (GO): ATP-dependent peptidase activity; ATP binding; ATP hydrolysis activity
Source: RefSeq, a predicted model, not a curated record